Messenger RNA from Triplophysa rosa, 6439 nucleotides. It is a transcript of the gene fgf11a, whose product is annotated as fibroblast growth factor 11a. Gene Ontology annotation, molecular function: fibroblast growth factor receptor binding; growth factor activity. Gene Ontology annotation, cellular component: cytoplasm. Gene Ontology annotation, biological process: positive regulation of protein phosphorylation; cell differentiation; animal organ morphogenesis. Bases 1 to 708 code for a protein of 235 amino acids. Lineage: Eukaryota; Metazoa; Chordata; Actinopteri; Cypriniformes; Nemacheilidae. The transcript is spliced from 5 exons. The record is from RefSeq and is a predicted model, not a curated record.
AUGGUCAUUCAGACGUUGCGGUCACGGGUGGCUGCCUUUUCUCAAGAACCAGCCACCACCUCGCAUGCUUCCCGGGCCGUGACGAGAAUGGCUAAGGCCAUACCAUCCGCCAAGGCGAGCGGCGAGGGUGAUAUGGGGGCUACUGCGAGCGUAAAUCCAUCAGCCAAGCGCUUGCGGACCACUCAACCCCAUCUCGCUCGUCUGACCGUUCCCAAGAAGGUGGUGCCACACCGUCUGGAUCCUCAUUCACGCACUCGGAAACGGUGCAUGCUGUUCAACUUGAUUCCUGUGGGUCUGAGGAUAGUGGCCAUCCAGAGCACCAAGACAGGUCUCUACAUCGGCAUGAACAGCGAGGGCUACCUCUACACAUCAGAACAUUUCACGCCGGAGUGUAAGUUUAAGGAGUCCGUGUUUGAGAACUAUUAUGUGACAUACUCAUCAAUAUUGUACCGUCAAACUCAGUCGGGUCGGGCCUGGUACAUUGGAAUUAACAGAGAUGGACAGGUCAUGAAAGGGAACCGGGUCAAAAGGACCAAAGGUGCCGCUCACUUCCUGCCUAAGCUCAUAGAGGUCGCCAUGUACAGGGAGCCAUCACUACAUGAAAUUGGUGAACAAAGCCCACCUAGGAAAACAGCCAAAACGUCAGACUCGCCUGUCCAUAAAAACAGCAAGAAGGACCCAGUGCUACUUGCCCCUGCAGCGUCCUAGCGAGAGGAGAAAGAAAACAAUGUUCUUAGACUUUCCACUGAUCCUCAGUACUAAGAAAUUUCCUACAAUGCAUCAGGGCUCAAAAGACCCUCGUCGAAAGGUCUAAUGCCCACUUCCUUUUGGUCUCUCCAACUUCACAAAUCUAGCGGAAUACUGAGCAAUAACAACCAUAAUGGUCUGGGGUCAGAAUGUUCUCAAGCACACUCACUGGCCAUGCCAGGUCUGCAGUCAUAGGAACUGCUUAAAGAAAGGAUCAUGGUCUUCCUCUCCAUUUUGUUGUUGUUGUUUUUUUUCACUUAACAAGAAACACUAUUUUGCCUUUUGAACAAUUUGUGCUUCACAUUUAAACCCUCCCCUUCCUUUGUUCAGACAUUAUUAGAUCCCCCAAAUCUGUGUUAUUUACUGAAACACCCCUGAAAUCGUCCGUCCCGGUUUGUAAUCCCCAGUCACUUUUUUACCUCCCCUGCACUUUGAUUAGCUUGAGACAUAGAAUCCAUUUUCCACUUCAUAACACAGGAAAAGCCCCGCACACUCUCUCGGGAACUAUUAAGGAUUCUGCCACAUACACACAUACAUACCAAAUAUCUAAAUAAAUAAAACUCUCCUCUUAAGAUGAUGAUCUUCAGAGCCGUUCGACCUUAGGCAGUUUAAACCUCUCUGUCUCUCUCUCUCUCUCUCUCUCUCUCUCUCUCUCUCUCUGUCUCUCUCUCUGCUCAUCGUCUCCUAUGCUGAUGAGUCUGUGUAGUGCAGAAAUGUGUGUGUGUGUGCGUGUGUGUGUGUGUGUGUGUGUGUGUGUGUGUGUGUGUGUGUGUGUGUGUGUGUGUGUGUGUGUGUGUGUGUGUUGAACAGCAAUACAAUAUCAUUUGUACGAUGACUCAUAACAGAGGGGAAUAGUCCUGCAUUAUUGUUUCUUUUUGUUUUGAUAAGUUGUUGUUUUCCUCAUUGCAAUAUGCCUAGAGAGCAAUAUUGUUACAGCUGUACUUUUCUCCCCUCUUUUUUAGUAUAUGUGUUACUUUAGGGAAGGCUUCUUAAAGUGGAUAGAGAUUGCUGACUAUACUGGGGCUGCAAGUUUUCUAAAGUUCAUGUUCCUAUAUUCAGUUCCAUUCUAUUAGAUUUGCCUGAGAGCAAAGGCACUUUACCCAGACAAAUGAAACAAAAUAAUUGCCGAGAAGGUCCAAUUCUUAUUCAAUUUUCUUUUGGUGAAACUGGAAGAGCUCACAGAAAAUAAUUUGGGAACCUUUGCAAAAAACCACCACAAAAGACCUGUAAAUUCUUAUAUUUUGUUUUUGUAAACUUUUACAAUGUGAAUAACAAGUAUUCACUGUCAAUGGCAACAAUGUUCACUAUUAAAAAUAAAGGUGCUUAAAAGGUUCUUCACAGCGAUGCCAUAGAAAAACCAUUUUUGGUUCCACAAAUAACAAUUCAGUCAAAAGUUCUUUAAAGAACCAUCUCUUCUUACCUUUCUACAGUUUAAUCUGAAGAACCUUUUCGCCACAAAGAACUUUUUGUGAUGCAGAAAGGUUCUUCAGAUGUUAAAGGUUCUUUAUGGAAUAAUUUAGACAAAAAGAGAUGUGCUUUAUGAAAAAAGUACUUUAUGAUGAAGCACCUUUAUUUUUGAGAGUGUAUAUCAGAUCAUUCAAACUGAUGCCAGUCCUAUUUUUUUGUCUCUUGUACAUCAUCCUACUCUUUUGUUUAAUACAAAUAUUUUUUGUUUAAUACAAUUGGCAACAUCUUCCAUCACCGAUAUUAAUUGUAGUAAAAUUACUGUGGAUAACUUUAGCAAUAAUAUUGCUGUAAUAUUGUUGCAGUGAUCAACUUGUUGCCCAGGCGAUUGUUUCAUAUGGUAUGAUGAACUUUUCUUAGCGGAAGCUUUAAGAUAAUAAGAUACAACUAAGAUUAUAAAACAAUUUCAACUCAAAUUAACAUAUGAUUUUAUUAUUCACAUAUUUAUAGCAGCCAUGUAAUACGUGGGUCUGCCUUAAACCCAACAGGGUGAUCAGGACCCUUAUGCAAAAUAAAGACCCUUGUAGAAGAAUCUGAAUUCAAAUACCCUUCAUAUUUUAGUCUAGUUCCUUUGAUGCAAACAUUAGCUGUAUCAAGAGCACAUUUCCUUGGUGUUUAUAAUCAUUAUCACAGUAUCAUAUCAAGUAUUGAGCUUUAUACAAAGGAAAAAUCAAACUUUUCUCAUGCUGAGCUGAAUAAUUUCUUACAGCAUACACCUGGUUUAGAGGAAACAAUACCACUGUAUGAUAAAUAUAUUUUCACUCCCUUGCAGCGUUACAUUGCAUUACAGGAGGAAACUAAGAUAUUAAGACCCACAUUGAAAAACUGGAUAUUAGAUGUGAUAGAUAUUAGAUAUAAGAAUGGCACAGAACGAAAACAUUUCAAAGUUAGCCAAAUUCUUCCAUAUCAGGCGUUAAUCUUUCCCAGAUUAUAGAGGCAGAGUAAAGUUUCCUAACUGCUGAUGGGCAUACAAAUCACAGUACCCACAGGUAUCUCACAAUUCCCCUGUCACAGAAGUUCUUGGUUGUGGCAUUUGUUAACAUCCCAGGCUGAUUGCUUUUCUUGGGGGCUAAAUCAAAAUUCUCUGCAUCUCAUAGCUUCUGGGUGCACAUCAGUAAUCUUGAUUUUUCUUCAUAAACUAUAAUGUGUUUUUUAAUUUUGCCAGAACCAAUGCAUAGUAUCUCAAAAUUUCUACAUCACAGAAGGCACUCGCAUCUCGCAUUGUCCACAGCUCACUUCACUGCCAUAGUGUAAAAUUUGCAAUCGGUCUUGAAAUGCUGCAAUAUAUGAAGGGCUAUUUACGUUACAUAAACACAGAAGUACAUUAACAGAGAGAACAAUUAAGGUAGUGAAGUUUUCACUUAACAACUGGGUUGCUACAGGCUGCAAAGGAAACAAGUCUGUCAUGUUAAGCAAUGGCUAUACCUUGGUUUAACCAAUAUUUUAUUAAUUAAACUGCUGUCUUCAUGGAAAAACAAAUGCUUUCCCUCAAUUUCACUGCGACUUUUGAGCCAUAGAUGAAACAGAGGCAAGGAGAUGAAAGCUAAGGGCUAAUUCUGUUUUAUUGAUUUGUACAAUUUCAAAUGUAUAAACGUAUGCCUUCUGAAACCAAUAAGAGUUAAGCACUAUCAGCUCAUCAUCAUCUAUUCCAAACAAUUCAGCAGAUUUUCCCCAUAAACAAACAAAAAAUGUGAAUAUUGUUUGCAAAUUCUGUCUGGUCCUGGUUAUGGGAUAGAAUUAGUCUAUAUAUUUGAUUUAAUCUGAGAACAGCAGCAGUUAGUAAGAGGUUCCCAUAAAAGUGCGGAAAUACCCAAUUUUGUGCAAAUACAAAUGAAUUAUUGGUUAUUAAUAUUACCUAAUAUUUAAAGAAUUAAACCGUAACAUGAACACUGUGAUGUAAAGUGGUAAAACCCACUUUCUCCCCAAAUUGUAAUUCAAUUUAGUGUUAUAUUAAUUAAAAGUCUUUCUUUUGACUUAGCACUUUUUUAGGAGUUUUUUGGUGUACCAAUCAAUUUCAGUCAACUUAUCAUACGCAUUGUUAUUGUAUCUCUGGAAGUAUAGGUUAAUUUCUAAGCUGCUUUUAGUGGUGUGUUUACUUCUAGAUCAAUUUUACAUGAUCUAAAACAGUUGCAAUUGCAUUUAUAAAAUUCUUAGUCUGCAUUUACUCAAAACUUUGCUGCAUUUUUGCUGUGUUUCAAAGCAAAACAUAUUUACAUAUUGUUUAAAUUAUGUUUUUUGCUGUUGGUAGUUUUUGGUUAAGAGUGAUGUGAAUUGCUGUGGUUUGAGUCAUCCAAGCACAUUUGACUAUUUAUUUAAAAUUUCUUUAUUUUAGAUUUAUUUUUAAAUUUCAUUUCAUUUCAUAUAUUUUCAUUUUUAGUUCAUGUUGGGCAACUAAACAACAAUCAUACACUAGUUUAAAAGCAUUAACACCAGCAUUUUAGGAAACACACCUUCCAAAAUUAUGCACUAAACUAAACAGCACCUUUUUUCCAGAUGUCUGGAAAAUGCAUCAAUUGUGUUCCUUUUCCUGCUUGUAUUUGGAGUUUACCGGCAUCAAUUAAUGUUAACUGAGAGCAGAUUUAGAAGAUUUUGCUUUUUUUAAUUGGUGGUGGUGAGAUCAUUUUCAAACGAAUUAGGCUACAGACUGCUGUCAGAAGUCUUCUGACAGUCAGUCUGUAAUUACUUUCUGUGCGUGUGGGUGUGUUCACGUGUCCAUGACUUUGUAGCCCCAACCCAGGCAUCUGCAAUGCAGCAGAAAAGACAAAAACUCAACCAUCCUCCCUUAUUUCUACCAAAGUCUCGUCCCCCAUGAUACUCUUUUCCCUGACAAAAGCUCUGUGCAAAUGUACCACUGUUCCUUUCAGCUGAAUGUCAUUGCCUCUGUGUGUAUGUGACAGAGAGAGAGAGAGCCCUACUGCAUUUUAAAAGCAUGGAGUCACACCAGACCACAUCUGCAUUGCAUGCACAGCAGUUGGGUAUUAGUCUCACAGCAGAUGUGUGUAGCCAGGGUGACCUUUAAAAAGCUGAGUUCCUCAGUCCCAUCCCAGCCUUUGGAUAAUCACUAUAUUCCCUCAACAUCAAUCUGAGGUAACCUUUAGUGUAGAGUUUCAAGUUAAACUGGCAUCAUUGUGGCUGUGGUGAGAUGUAUUAGGCAGAUUAUGUUUGGUUCCUUGUGUAGAAUAUCGGUCAGUUUAGUGGAUUCAUUGGGUUGGUGUGGAAUUCAAUCAAUUUACCAUAUUCUUGAAUUGGCAAGAUAAAAAUUAAACCAGUAACUUCUUGUUUCAUGUCAUCAGAUCUCUUUGGAACCAUGAACCAAUGUAACUGUGUUUACUGUCUAGACUGUGGAUUUCAUUUUUGUGUCCCAAAUAUAGUCAUUUGUCCAUUAUCAAUGUUCUGUCCAUUGUUAUUUUUAUUUUCUUUGUUGUUGUUGUUGUGUAUCAGUGAAACUGUGGAUUUGAGUCUGCAUUCAAUCACAAUUUAACCCAUUUUGGAAGAUCAAAAAGACAAUUGGUGUGAAAGGGCAAACAGGCCAGAAAUCAUCCCCUGUGUUGUGAACACUGAUCCCUGAUCUACAAGAAGACAACGCUCGUGAUCUUUUACCCAUAAUGGACAUCAGUUGGGAUCUACAACAGCAAAACGGACUGCUGGUUGUCGCUGUCGCUGCUUCACACAAACUGUACACACAGGUUGUGUACAUGCAGUACUAAAAUGCUCACAUCUCAUAUUGGGUGGGCUACCUGCUUAUGAACAUUGAGAGUUUGCUUUAUAUCCCAUAUUUUUUGUAUAUUCUGCAUGAAUGAUCCAAGUUAUUGUAAUGAAGUCUUCCCAAAACAAAGGAAAAAUAAACCAUAUUACUUUUUCUUGUCUUCCAGACCAAGACAAAGCAAAGGUCUUCCAGUCAAAGCCACGAUGACACUAUUUUUAAUUUUUAUAGUCGCAAAAGCUAAUAACAACAUUGGACUCAACUCAAUCAUUCAAACUGGCUUUCCCAUUUUACAAACAGAAUGAAGUGGCAGUGGCACACGUGUGGUGUUUUGGAAUAUUGGGAGGAACAACACAAUACAGUCAUGCAUGUAUCAAUAUUUACAGGACACAUUAAAAAUGAAAAAUAUGAGGAUUAUUCCUGUUAAGUAUUUAUUAACUCACUGUUACUGUUAAUACUCUAUUCUGCAUACACUCUCAGCCCUGCAUUUGCAAUAGAAUCUAUAUCUAUUUCUAUAAGUCUAUG